Molecule: messenger RNA, 1291 nt
Organism: Lolium rigidum
Lineage: Eukaryota; Viridiplantae; Streptophyta; Magnoliopsida; Poales; Poaceae
Exons: 3
Coding region: 147-542 (131 amino acids)
Source: RefSeq, a predicted model, not a curated record
CAUCCUUUUUCCCUAAAAAGAAAAAAGAGAGAGAAAUGCCAUACGGCUGUUCUGGAACCAACGGCGCCGCCGAUGCGUGAAACCCUAAGCUUGAAGCGAGAGAGGAAGAGGAGGAGAGGCGCGACGACCAGUCUAGAUCUAGAGGGAUGACCUGUAUGCUGCUGCGCGGGUCCGCCUUCCGCCGUGCGGUACCGAGCGCGGCAGAAAGAUUGGCCGUCGCGCUCUCGGCUUCGCAUCCCCGUAGCCUAUUGCAUGCCUCUGCUCGAGCCAGGUCUUCGCUAGAGGAGCUUGAUGCACUAUGUGAGUUGGUUCGAGCAACAGAUGUUUCCUCAGUGGGAACCGAUCUUCUUGAGCGCAUUGUUGAAUGCUGUUCGAAUGCUCGUAAGGAGUUUGUGCAGAAGGAAAUGCGAAAGACGUGGAUGAUUGGUGCUGCAACAGUAGGUGGUUUCUUCGUUGGAUGCUUGACGAGAACAAGGAAUAUUGAUAACAAGAGAAAGGGAGAGCUCACGAAGGAAACUUGUGAGAACCUCCCAAAUGAAUAGUUUAUUGAACUCCGGAAUCCAGGUAUUGUCGUUGCACCUUCACUUUGCACCAUGUAUUGAAAAACCGAUCUCUUUGCACUAGUGGGGCCACUCGAGGUAGGAGGAAACCAAACCAUUUAUUUCCCUGGCCCAUUAGACAGUGUCCAGAGAGGCUGCCUUGUCAGCACCACACAUCCUAGAACCAAGUGGCAGCCUUGCUAUUUCCUGGUCGCUCUGUAGCUCUUUCCCCUUUCUCUCCUUGGUAGCUUUGUUUGCUGCCGCUACCUAUGUUUGUGACCACCCUCAGCGUUGCUGGCUACGUUCCUUUCCCUGUGGCAGUUACCUUUCCCUGUGGCAGUUACGUUUCCAGGUUGGUUUUCUUUUUAACCAGUGCAAAGUCCUAAAUUAGAUGUGGCCUCACUUGUGCAAAGCGAUUGUUUUUUCAAUACCUGAUGCAAAUUGACAAAGCAACAACAAUAUCUGUUCAGAAGUGCAAUAAUCUCAAAUAAAUAGGACCUAAGAGGCUCAGAGCUUUCAUGCCGUUGGAUACAUAGCUAGCUUAAUUAAGGAAGUGUGUGCCUUGCAGUCAAACCCAACAGCUGUCCGUAUAUAGCUGUUAGCUGAAGGGGCUGAGUAUACCUGUGUCCAAAGUCUACCCGUCCAUUUGAUUUGUGAUGAAUAAAAAAUUGGAUAUGCUUCAAUUCAGAUAUAUCCUGGUUAUGUGGUUAAUUUCUAUUCUAAUCGAAAUAGAUCGAGGGAGAAUGAACCAA